This is a messenger RNA of Eublepharis macularius, 4065 nucleotides long. RefSeq names its product FA complementation group B (gene FANCB). The transcript has 9 exons. Lineage: Eukaryota; Metazoa; Chordata; Lepidosauria; Squamata; Eublepharidae. Gene Ontology annotation, biological process: positive regulation of double-strand break repair via homologous recombination; negative regulation of double-strand break repair via homologous recombination; interstrand cross-link repair. The record is from RefSeq and is a predicted model, not a curated record. Gene Ontology annotation, cellular component: Fanconi anaemia nuclear complex. The coding region runs from base 292 to 2805 and encodes 837 amino acids.
GGUUGGUUCGUUUGGAGCUUGCUGUAGAGAGGGUUCGUGGCUUAUUUGGCGUCGAGGGGGGAAAGAAGUAGUAGAAACGGUCUUUGCCUUUCUACACUUCGUGUUGCCAUUGGCCUCCCUUCAUUAUAUGGUUUCCUCACAAAUAAAUCCUACUGACCUAAUUUGAGACAUUUGAGAAUUGGAAAGAUGCUGUUCAGAUCAAAUACUUUACUGAACAGAAGAACUGUGCUAAUGGAAGCCAAGAAAUUAAGCAAUCCUCAUACUGUAGCAAAUCCUUAAAGAAAAGUGUUAAUGGAUCAACAAGAAAAGCUGCUGUCUUAUAAUGGGGAGCUUCUUAUUUUCCAGCUGUCAAAAGGAAAAUCCUCAGGGGAUAGCAACACCAACUUAUGUGUCAGAAGAUUGAUGUUCACUAGUGGUACAAAAUUGUUUGCUGAGAAGGAUGUUGCAUCAUUUAGCAUGUGUGAGGAAGGUGUUGAGAUGAUUUGUUGCAGCUGUGUAUCUGACUUCAGAACAGGAAUUCUUCUCCCUUGUAUUCUAAUGAAAAAGACAAAAAAGAAGAGUAUUAAAUAUAUUUUACUGCUGCUUCAUAACUUUAACAAAUUUGAGCCUGUCUUGCAUUUUAAACUAGACUAUGAACUGAACGAAUACAUAAAGCUACUUGCUGGUCCAACAGUCUUAUGGAGUUAUGCAAAAAAAAUCUUUUAUAUUUCUCCUCAAACUUGCACUGUAUUAUGUGCUCCUAUUCAGUUUUCUUCCAUCAAAUGGGUGGGUGAGAUUAAAGGUGAGGGUAUUGUUGUUUUUGGAACAAGAGCUCUUUGUUUGCCAGAGGCAGAUGAUGGGGGGAAAGUUCCUGAAUCAGAGGUGCUCAUCUGGGGUAGCGAGUGCCUUGCUUAUGCUCUGGAGAAACAGAAAGCACUAACUGGUAUCAGUUUUCUGCCACAUGCUUACAGCAGCGUGGUAUCUUGUAUACACAUCCGCAGAGCUGAGGAAGUGAAAAAUAAGUUCAGGACCUCUGUUGUUGCAGUCACAUGCAAAAGCCAAUUAAUUGUGUUCCAAGAUGGACUGCCCAAAGAUGUCCAGCAGCUUCCAUAUGAAAAACCCUCUUCCAUACAAAUAGCUGCAGUAGAAGGAUGUAACGAAUUGGUGGUGGUGUCAUUUUCGUCAGGAGAGGUGUGUUCUAUAUGGAAAGAAAGUUUGCAGGUUGCUUCUUGCUGGCAAAAUGUGAGCUCUGUUCUGGUAGAUGACUUUGUUGGCAUCGGAACUGAUCAAGUCUUAGUGCUUCCAAAGACUGGGUCUAUUUCAGGAAAUUUAAGUACCUUCCAACUAACAGAUCUUGGAAAAUAUAAUUAUGUGAGUAACAUCAGCUAUGAUAGCGACUCCUCUUCUGCAGAAGAAAUGCAAGAGAAUCGCUUUCUUACCAUCAAAGCACUUGAAGCAAGAUUACAGGCUGGCUUUGCUUCUGUUCAAGAGUUGCAGCAGCAAUUACAGCUCAAAGAAAGAGUUCUGAGGAAAAGUUGUGGAGCACUGAUAGACCUAGUUCAAGGUCGAGAACAUAGUUUUCCAAGUGCAGAAAAGGAAGGUCUUGUUUCUUUGUGGGAUGAAACUUGGAAGCCUUUUGAUAAUGGCAUAUCAACACCGUCUGAAGACCAAGAACAAUUUGUAGAGGAAAUUUGGUACCGUGUGGUGGAUGACAGCUUAGUAGUUGGAGUAAAACUAAUUGAAUCAUUUGACUUGCAGCUCAGUGAUGUCACUUUAUCACUAGUAAUGGACCAUAAAUACCCUUCAUUCUUUGUGACUAAGUGCCAGUGCAGCAUAUUUAAAUUGAAGAAAGCCCCACUGACAGAGUCUACAUCACACUGGCAAUUGGAACCACUGCCUAAAAGGAUGAAGUUGGAUUGCUGUAGUGGAAAAGAAUGCCAUGGGGUUGCUUCUUGGUUGAAGGCAGACAGGACAGAAGCAUUGACUGCAGUUACUGCUUUAUCCCCUUUCUUGGCGGUCCAUCGAGUGUGGUGUAGAGUCCUGUUGCAUGCAAAGGAAAGACAUUGUAAAGAUGAAAAGUUCCAGAGAAACAAAUCGCUAACUUUAUCAUGUGGGAAAAUUUUAUUAAGUUUGGAGGAAAUUUCCACUGGGAAACACUCCAUAGACCUUAAAGAUUCCAAAUAUGCAGCUUUAAGAUCCAUGAAAGAUAUUGUUGCUCUUUGUGCAGUAUCUCACAAAAUGUCCUUUCAAAUCAUCUCCCGUGACUGCACACUGACUCAUGUGAACACGUGGCUGCUGGAACAAAUGGAGUGUGUAUCGCUUGAGGAAUACCCUAAUUUUAAAUUCUGCUGUAAAUCUGGAAGUCUGAAUGGUACGCUCUUCAGGUGGAAUUUAGAAACACCAUUUGAAGGAACUUUAACAGUCUUUUGCAGACACCAGACCAUCUUGUUCCAGUGUCUUCAUGACCUCUUUGGAUUACUACCACCAGCUUGUAAGAUAAAACCUUUAAGGGUAGGAAGGAGAAAAGUACUUGCUGAGCAGCUUGCUCUAGCUUUAGAAAAGGAAAUGAUCUUUCUCUGGCAUUCACUUUCCUCAGAUUUAUGCAAAACUGAAAACAACUUGUCUCUGGAUGAUGAUGAAGACAAAGAAACAGACAGUGCCUCUACAGUGCAACAAUUCAGAGAGGCAUUUAAAAAAGAGCAAAAGCAAAGCAUGCUGGGUACAAACCAAACAGUGGGUGGUACUUCCUACAGAAGAAUUAUUUUGAAUGUAGCUGAAGCUCAGCUGAAUUCUGACACAAUUACCUGGCAAUGCUCUUCUCUCUAAGUUUAGUUUCAGUGAUUUUUAAAAAUUAAAAAGUACACAAUGAUUCUUUAUAGGCUUACAUUUUAUGAUGAAAAUGACCUCUUGGUGUUGUAAUGUCUAUUCAUAAAGUGAUCAGUUGCAAGAAAAUUCUAUUGCUAAUAUUCAAAGAUAAUGGGUGAACUUCUGUUUGGGUUAAACAAAAGUAUACUUGCCAGUGUGAGUACUCCUCUAGUAUUUUGUAUUCCCUACUGUACUUGUGUAUCUCUGCAUAAAACAAUGGAUUGGUAGUCUUUGAAGUGAGAAGAGAGGGGAAGGGAGCCUGGCAAAACAAGUGCCAUUGUAAGGGCUGUCAAAUACUCAGCUAUACAUCUGUUUUCCAAGUAUACCGUGGCACACUAGAUGCAGUGGUGGCACAUUGUUUGCACUGCUGUAGGUUCCCAAGGCUUUAGGGUACCACACAGCUAAAAAAAUUAAAAUAUCCUGCUGCGAGUAUUUACAACAGGGCAUGUACUAUAUUCCUUUAUGCAAUGGAAUGCAUUUAGAAACAGCUAUGCUUGGGGGGGGGGGGUCCCCUUUUUUCCUGUCUGCACACAAAAGGGCUUCCUACUGCAAUUUGUUGAGAUAAUUUGUCAAAGCAAGAAUAAUUCAUUGUUCGAAGUACAUGGAGGACUCUGUUGAAAUUUACUCUUCCAGUUAGUGCAGUGCACUGUGGAGGUAGUCUUGGAUACUAAAUGUUGUAGGUGGCUACUGGCAUUAUGUUUAGGUAUGUUGAAUGGAGCCCACCACCAUUGUUGAAACCUACAGAAUUAAUUGAAUUAAAAGGUAUCAAAGACAUCUUCCAUGCUAUGCAGAAACAUUUUUUAUACUGUUUAAAAUCACCAGUGGUCAACAAAGCUCUCACUAUCCUAAUGUUGAUGGUUUUUUUAUUCAUUCUCCUGCAUUUUUUAUUAUCUCUACUUUUUAGCUGUCAAAAUAUUAUAGUAGAAAUUGAACUUAAUCAUGCUAUGAUUCCAGCCGUAGCGCACUUACGUACUGGUAGAAUACCGCAUCUAGCCACAGGCACAUAUGUUUCCAAAUAUCAUUUAGAUGUGAUUAUUGUUGGUUGGCCUUCACCAAAUCACAGUGUUUUAACCAAACCUACCUCACAAGGUUGUUAUGAAGAUAAGUUUGUAAACCACUUUUUAUGUGGCAAAGUGCAGAAAAGUGCUGAUGGUUGAAUGUACAGGCUGUCUUAAUAUGUUUCUCACACUUUCGAUAUUUGUACAUUUAUUAAAGACUGAA